AUGAGCAAGUUCGGCGUCAUGGUCAUGGGCCCUGCUGGGGCGGGCAAGUCUACCUUCUGCGCCUCGCUCAUCACCCAUCUCCAGCUCAACCGCCGGUCCUGCUUCUAUGUCAACCUCGACCCCGCCGCCGAGAGCUUCGAGCACACGCCCGACCUGGACAUCAGGGAGCUGAUCUCGCUCGAGGAUGUCAUGGAGGAGAUGGGACUCGGUCCCAACGGCGGCCUCAUCUACUGCUUCGAGUUCCUCAUGGAGAACCUGGACUUCCUGACCGAGGGCCUCGAUUCGCUCACCGAGGAAUACCUCAUCAUCUUCGACAUGCCGGGACAGAUCGAGCUCUACACGCAUGUGCCCAUCCUGCCCGCCCUGGCACGCUUCCUCACGCGGACGGGCAACCUCGACAUCCGGCUCUGCGCCGCGUACCUGCUCGAGGCAACUUUCGUCGUCGACAGGGCCAAGUUCUUCUCGGGAACCCUGAGUGCCAUGUCCGCCAUGAUCAUGCUCGAAGUCCCCCACAUCAACAUCCUCUCCAAGAUGGACCUGGUGAAGGACCAGGUGCGCAAGAAGGACCUCAAGAGGUUCAUCACGCCCGACCCGUUGCUGCUAGAUGACGAUCCUGCCGAGAUCGCCCGGCGCAAGGCGGAAGGCACCUCGGCCGAGGACGACAUCUUGGCCAACCCCCAGGAUACGGACGCUGUCAUGAAGGGUGCUAGCUUCCGGCGAUUGAACCGCGCCGUGGCCGGUCUGAUCGAGAAUUUCAGCAUGGUGAGCUACUUGAAGCUCGACGUGCAGAACGAGGAGAGCGUGGGCGCCAUCCUAAGCUAUAUCGACGACUGCAUUCAGUACCACGAAGCCCAGGAGCCCAAGGAACUGAAGGAUGAGGAGUUCGACGAGCCCGAGGAGUGA
Molecule: messenger RNA, 903 nt
Organism: Neoarthrinium moseri
Lineage: Eukaryota; Fungi; Ascomycota; Sordariomycetes; Amphisphaeriales; Apiosporaceae
Exons: 2
Coding region: 1-903 (300 amino acids)
Molecular function (GO): GTPase activity
Source: RefSeq, a predicted model, not a curated record